UAUGUUAGGAGGAAAUUUAGAAAUACUUAUCAACUUCAAUUCAUUUCGAAAUAUCGAUCUAUUUGAUUAAGGAUAUUAUGCAUUAAAAGUAGAAAUGAGUUCAGAAAAUGCAGAAGUUGUAUAACCUUAUCUUGUAUUAUCAUAAUCUGGAGAUAAAUAUGAAGAGUCUAUUUAAGAUUCAUAGUUUUGUUCAAAAGUAUUUGAUAUUUAGUAUUCUGAAUAAUACAUUCAAUUAGAUAAUGCUUGUUUAUUUAGAAUACUUUAUUAAGCUCAUCCAAAUAAAAAUACAGCAAUUAAAGUGAAUGUAGGUUUAUUAUAUAGUUAAACAUUGGAAGGUGAAACUCCAAUUUUAUCAAUGUAAUAAGUUAGUAAUUUUGAAUGUAUAAUUAACAAUGCAUGUGAAGGAGUAUAAUAAGGAGUGGAUGUUAUUUUUGAUAAUAAUCAUCUAUGUACAACUAGGAUGUACAUAUAUACAAUGAUAUUGGAUUAUAGAUACACAGGAGGAGUAAAUGGAUUUUAGGAGUUUUUGAAGAUUAAAACAAAUGAUUGUAAUACAUUCUAUCUAAAAUUUUAGUUGAUUAAGAAGAAGUCAAUCGAUUUAUAGGAGAAUAUGUAGAUUCUCUUGGUUCCAUAUAAACCAAGUAUCGUAAUUUAUUAAUAUAAAUCAUAAAUGAAUUGAAAGAUAAGAAUAUAUAAAUGUAAAAUUUAAUGAGGAUUCCAAUUGUUUAGACAGCCAAAUUCAAAGCUAAUUUAUAGACAAAAAGUUUAGGAGAAGAUUGUUUAAUGAUAAUCAAUUAAUUAGGAUAGUCAUUAUUUUAAUUGUGGAAUUAAUUUUAAUAAGUGCUUAAAUAUUCAAGGAAUUAUCUAUUAGAAUGUGUAGAUUAAAGAUUGUUAUAAAAUUGUAAGAAACUUUCAUCAGAAUCAGUCAUUUCGAAUUAGGCUACUUUUGAAGAAAUUUAAACAUAAAUAUCUUUACCAUUACUUAAAUAAAGAGAAGAGAUUUGGAAUCAGGCAAGAAAAAAUUCAAAAAAUUAAACACCAAAUAUUUAAUUAUUAGAUUAAUUCUACACAUUACCUAUUACUUUACCUUUCUUUUUUGAAGAUGUAGUUUCAUCAUAAUAAAUUAUAACUUAAUUUCAAUAAAAUUAAUAAAAUAGAAAACAUGUUCUUGUAUUAGUUCAUGGAUAUUAAGGUACUUCAGCUGAUUUAUAAACUUGGAAAAGUUAUUUAAAAAUUAAAUUUCCAAAUCAUUUAAUAAUCUAAUCAGAAAUUAAUUAAGAUGAUACAGAAGAUAGUAUCACUGUGAUGGCUUAAAGAUUGGCUUAAGAAAUAUAGAAAUAAAUUAGUGAUAGAACUCAUUAAAAAUAAUAAAUUUCAAUAUCAUUUGUUGGUCAUUCUUUAGGAGGAGUCUUGAUAAGAUGUGCACUAUAACAUUUAAGUAAAUAUUAAGAAUGUAUGCAUACAUUUAUUAGUUUGGGUUCUCCUCAUGUUGGAUUAGGAAUCUAAUAAUCUACAUUAAUUGAUGCAGGAUUAUGGUUUAUGAAAGCAUUUAAAAAAGAAGAUUAAAGAAUAUGUUUAAAUCAAAUGACUUUAUGUGAUGAAAAAGAUAUUUCAAAGACCUUUUUCUAUAAAUUAUCACAGAAUUCUAAAUUUGGAUGGUUUAAGAAUGUGAUUUUGGCAUUUUCACUCUAAGAUAAUUAUGUUCCAUUCUCAUCAGCUAGUUUAACUCGAAUCAAAGAAUAAGGGUAAAAAACUUAUUUUAUAUUUCAUAGUGAAAGAGCAAUUGCUCAUAACCAAAUGGUAGAUUAAUUGUUUCAUUAAAUACCAUCUACUUUAAUUAAAACUUCUGUAUUCUUUCCCAAUAUGAAAAAUAAUCUUGACAAAAUGAUUGGUCGUGCAGCUCAUAUUGAAUUUAUUGACAACAGCAGCUUUAUUAGACUGUUUAUUGAUUAUUAUUAUGAAUAUUUAUUAUGA
Messenger RNA from Paramecium pentaurelia, 1974 nucleotides. NCBI's taxonomy places the organism in Eukaryota, Ciliophora, Oligohymenophorea, Peniculida, Parameciidae. The record is from the annotation of a GenBank genome assembly.